AUGGCUCAACAUUUCCACAUCGCUCAGAUUACCGCCCAUAAACCCAAGGAAUCCAGUAGUCCUUCGACCAUCCUGCAACUCGCUCACCGGCUUCUCCCUUCCCCUGCCGCUACCAAAGAGUUGGAGGAUGGUCUAAACCCGAAAGGACCUGGACAAGUUGUUCAGGAUGUUGUGAGUCAAGAGAAACGAGGGACAUCUGCAAGUGAUGGAAUACCUACCCCGAAGAAAGUGAUCGUAGUCGGUGCCGGCAUCGCCGGUCUUCGUGCUGCCUCUGUCUUGCGAACCCAUGGUGUCCAAGUCGUGGUCCUCGAAGCCCGUCCUGAUCGGAUCGGCGGACGCAUUUACACGAGUAGGAAAGCUGGGCACGCUCCAAGAGACAUUGGUGCCGCCUGGAUGCAUGAAACCGCCAACAACAAACUCGUCCGUCUUAUCGGCCAGCUCAAUAUCGAGCACUAUUAUGACGACGGCACCCCCUUGUACUACACCCGCGAUGGUCGCCUCGGCUCGCAAUUCAAAGCCAAAAAGGUCGCCGAUGAAUUCGCCGACUUCUGUGCCUGGUACUACGAAGAAAAUCCCGAUGCUGAGGAUAAACCUGCCUUGACCUUCAUCAGGGAAUGGCUGAGCAGCCAUCCCUUGGUUAGUGAGGAUGAACGCCUCUGGGCGCCUCAAGCUGCUCGCGAGGUUGAAGCUUGGAUCGGUACCAGUCUCGAGCAAGCAUCUUCUAAACAUCUUGCCUACUUCGCAACCGAACGGAACCUCUACAUGAAAGGAGGAUAUGAUACCAUUAUCGACUGGGCAGCCUCGAACCUCCGUGAGCCGGGAAUCAUCCGACUUGGACACAAAGUCACAAAGAUUGAUUGGAAUGAUGAUGACGGAUCCAACCCGUGUCUCGUUCAUACCGCCACUACUGAUGGGAAACCAGCCACUUUCCUUGCAGACGCCGUUGUCUGCACUCUUCCACUUGGUGUUUUGAAACACAAGCUUGUGGACUUCAGCCCGGCCCUCCCAGGACAACUGUCUCUGGGUAUUGAGAAACUCGGCUACGGAGCUCUUGGGAAGAUCUUUGUCGAGUUCGAAUCAGUGUUCUGGCCCAAAGACAACGACCAGUUCAUCUACUAUCCUGAGCCCACUACCGACGAUUUCGACGAGAAUUCCAUCUUCUCUUACAUGACUGUUACGAGCAACAACUGGAUCAUGAGCGGUACCAAGGAGCUGUCCGUCCAGAUUGUUGAGCCCCUUACUCAGCGAAUUGAAGCCAUGACUUCAGACGCAGAAAUCUACGCCUUUUUCGAACCACUCUUCAAGCUUUUCCGCACCGAGCCUUACAAGAAGCUUCCUCCAGUCGUGAAUCUGGAAACGACACACUGGACGCAGGAUCCCUUUGCUGGCUUCGGUACAUACACUGCUGACAAAACCGGAGAUGACCCGGAAAUUUGGUUCACUGCAAUGGAGAGCAUCAAGGAAAGCAAGCUGCAGUUUGCCGGAGAGCACUGUACGCGGACUGGAAACGGAUGUGUGCAUGGUGCUUUUGCCACUGGCGAAAAUGCUGCCGUCAACAUUCUGACGUCGCUGGGAAUCCCCUACAAUGGUGGAGAUCUCUACAGCAGACGUCCAUCGAGGAGGAAAUCACCACCCAGAGACUGA
Messenger RNA from Cladophialophora psammophila CBS 110553, 1644 nucleotides. RefSeq lists its product as uncharacterized. The transcript is spliced from 2 exons. The coding region runs from base 1 to 1644 and encodes 547 amino acids. The record is from RefSeq and is a predicted model, not a curated record. Lineage: Eukaryota; Fungi; Ascomycota; Eurotiomycetes; Chaetothyriales; Herpotrichiellaceae. Gene Ontology annotation, molecular function: oxidoreductase activity.